Messenger RNA from Ramularia collo-cygni, 1371 nucleotides. RefSeq lists its product as uncharacterized. Gene Ontology annotation, molecular function: mRNA binding. Bases 1 to 1371 code for a protein of 456 amino acids. Gene Ontology annotation, cellular component: nucleus. NCBI's taxonomy places the organism in Eukaryota, Fungi, Ascomycota, Dothideomycetes, Mycosphaerellales, Mycosphaerellaceae. The record is from RefSeq and is a predicted model, not a curated record. The transcript has 2 exons. Gene Ontology annotation, biological process: RNA processing.
AUGGCCGAAGCUUCCGCCGAGGCGCACACCGCUCCUGUCACCGACAGCAAGCCGGAGUCCAAUGGCGCAGAGAAGAGCAAUGGCGGCGACGAAAAGGUAAGCAAUGGCGAGGCGAAGAGAGUGCACGAUGAGGACAACCCCGAGCGUUAUGAUAGCCGCGACAAGAGAGAUCGUGGUGGUGGUGACCGCCGGGACGAUCGCGGCGGUGGUCGCGAUGGAGGACGGGGUAGGGGACGUGGUCGCGGCAACGGACGUGGUCGUGGACGUGGGUUCGGUGCACGUGGUGGUGGAUCGCGCGGUAAUUAUCACAAGAAGGACAACGUACGCACCGAUUUCGGUCGCAAGGAAGAGAGCAGCGACCAGACCGAGAUUCGUCGCCAGGUUGAGUUCUACUUCUCCGAGUCCAACCUCCCGAUUGACAAGUUCCUGCUUGAGGAGACUGGUGGACCCGAGAACAAGCCAUUUCCGCUCAAGACUCUGCAUACCUUCAAGCGCAUGCGCCACUUCCAGCCAUUCAGCGCUGUCGUGGAGGCUGUCAAGGGCAGUGACUUUCUCGAGGUCAACGACCAGGAUGAGGUGUACCGCAAGGAACCGCUUGAUAGCAAGUUCACCACCGAUGUGAAGAAGAACGCGGAGCYACUCACCUCUGUCAGCAUGAACCGCAGCAUCUAUGCCAAGGGCUUCGGCGAGGAGACACGCACGACUGUGUUUGAUAUCGAGGAAUUCUUCUCUCCAUACGGUACCCGCGGCGUGCGUCUUCGUCGCGAGGAGGAUGGUACUUUCAAAGGAUCCGUCUUUGUGGAGUUUGUCGAUGCAGACUCUGCCAAGCAAUUCCUCGACAUGGAGGAGAAGCCCAAGUUCAACGACAAGGAACUGGAAGUCAUGAGCAAGCAGGCAUACGUCGAAGGCAAAAACCAAGCCAUUUUGGAGGGCACCGUCAAGCCCAAGUCUCCAACUCGCUAUGGAGGCAACCGCCACAACAACCAUGGUAACGGCAAUCGUGGGCGUCGUGGCUCAUUCCAGGGCAAGCGUAAGCGCGAGAACGACGACGAGGAUGACGGGGACAAAGACAACUGGCGCAGCCGCCGCGACAAGUUCCAGCGUGGUGGAGGUCGUGGACGGGAUCGUAGCGACAGCCGGUCUCUCUCUCGCUCUCGCUCUCGCUCUCGCCGCUCUCGCUCUACCUCUCGCAUGCCUUAUCAGGCACCAAAGAAGGAAGAAGGCGUCGAGGAGAAGAAAGAAGACGCCAAGAUGGAGGAUGCUGCUGAGUCGAAGAAGGAGAAUGUCUCUGCUGAGAUCAAGGCAGACAUCAAGGUCGACGAGCCAACUUCCACCGACACGAAGAAGGGUGCCGAGGAGACCUCUGCUUAG